ACACACACACACACAGAGUACAUAUUUUUGAUGUUAUCUCAAAUUCUCUGAACCUUUGUUCAUUUUUCUCCAUUCUUUUUUCCUUUCUAUCCCUUAGACUGUAUAAUAUCAAUUUACUUAUCUUUAAUUCACAGGUUCUGUCUUCUGCUUGCUCAGAUCUGCUUUUGAGCCCCUCUAGUAAAUUUUUCAUUUCAGUUAUUGUGCUACUUAACUCCAGAAUUUAUAUUUGGUUCUUUAAAAAAUACAUAAUUUCGAUCUCCUUAUUGAUAUUCGUUACCUGAUAAGAUUAUUCUCAUACCUUUUUCUAGUUCUUUGGAUAUGGUUUUCUUUAGUUCUUUGAAUGUAUAUAGAAUAAAUGAUUUAAAGUUUUCAUCUUAUAAGUUCAAUAUAUGGGCUUCCUCAGGGACAGUUUUUAUCAAUUAUUUUUUUCCCACUGUGUAUGUGCCUUACUUUCUUGUUUCUUUGUGUGCCUCAUAAUUUCUUACUGAAAACUGCAUUUUAAAUAACAUAAUACAGCAACUUUGGAAAUAAGAUUCUCGCCCUUCCUCGGGGUUUGUUGUUGUUGAUGUUGCUUCUUUGUGUGUUUAGCGACUUUUCUGAGCUAAUCCUGCAAAGUCUGUAUUUUUUGUCAUGUGUGGCCACUGAAAUUUCUGCUUAGUGUUCAGCUAAUAAUUAGACAGAGGGUGCCUUGAUGCUUGGAACCAAUAAGUCACCUUGUUUUUGCAGAGUGGCUCUGUGUGUAUGUUGGGACAUGCCUUCAACACUCAGACAGGACAUUUGACAACUCCACCUUAGCCUUCCUGCUUGGGCAGAGCCUUAAGCUUAGCCCAGGUUGAGAGCUCAGGACCUUCCUUAGUUUUUUCCUGCAAAUGUGCACAGCCCUAGGCAUGUGUACCCUCCUGUGCAUACAUAUGGCUUUCUAUAUUCCUAGGAAUAUUUCAGAGCCUUUCAAGGCCCUUUAUAGAUAUUUUAUUCCCCCAGAUUUUCUUUUUAAGGUUUUUGGUUAGCCUGUUUUUUUUUUUUUUUUUUGCCUCAACUGUUAUCCAUUGUUUUAGGCAGCCACAAAGUCCAACAAUUGUCUCCAGUUGUUUUCAACAAAUACCCUUGAAGAAAAAGCUGUUCACUCCAGGCAAGUUUUGAGACAGGUGAAAUAAAGACAGUCUUGCAAAUAGUAUCUUCCAGGAAACCACUAGACAGGUCAAAUAAUUACAACUCUCUGGGAAUGAGGAUUUGAAGGAACUCCAAGGCUGUUCUACCCCUUCUUGUAGCUGCCAGGCUGCUGGUUUCCAUGGUGAUUGUCGUUUGUUGGUUUUCAAGGCUACUGCAGAGUUGGGGUGAGGGGGCUGGAAUUGUAGCAAGUUAAAAUGCCACAAGGCUCUCUCUUCUUACUAAAAUUAUGUCAUUUUUUUUUUCUUGAACGAAGACUUCCCAGAUUGCUAUAAACUUUUGAUUAAUUUCCAGAGUUCUGAAAAAUUUGAUUCUCACCAUUUUUUCCAUUUUUCUCAUUGCUUUGAGGGAGGAGGGAAUUUUCAGAGGAUUUUACUCCUACCAUUUUCAUUGACAUUACCUGCAAUAUAUUUUAAAUAUCCUUCUCUGUGAUUGCUUUGUCGCUUCUCAAAACUCAGUUCAAAUGUCUCCUCCAUUGCGAAGCCCUCUUCUUUGUAUCCUCAGGGCAGCUAUUCCUCUAUUCUCUUAUACCUCUUGGUUUAUGCCUUUGUUAUUUCACUUUUCAUAAUAACAAUUAGUUAUAUCUGUUUCUAUCCCUUUUUUCAGUCUGUAAGCACCCAGUCUUUGACUUGUUCAUCCCCCAUGCCCAGGCUAGUUUCUGACACACACUAGAUACUCAGGUUUGUAGUCUGAAGAAUAUUGUCCUAGGAUACCUCAGAGCCUAGCCAAAGCUUCUGAGUUCCAGCCACCAUUUCUUUCCUUCUCCUUCUAUAAUUCACAGCUGACCUCUAUCUCUUCAUUGUCUUAUGUGUGCCCUGGUGUGAUGACCAUAAGUUCAGAGUUGACACAGAGUGUAUGAUAUAGUUUGGAUCUGUGUCCCAACUCAAAUCUCAUGUCAAAUUAUAAUCCUCAGUGUUAAAAGUGGCCCCUGAUGGGAGGUGAUUUGAUCAUGGGGGUGGAUCCUUCAUGAUCAAGAAACCUUCAUGAUUCAUCAUCCACUUGGUGCUAUUCUUGUGACAGAGUUCUCAUGGGAUCUGGUUGUUUAAAAGUGUGUGGCACCUCCCCCGUCUCUCUCAUGCUGUUGCUCCUGCCAUGUUAGAGGCCUUGCUCCCCCUUUGUCUUUCACCAUGAUUGGAAGCUUCCUGAGGCCUCCCCAGAAGCAGAAGUCACUGCUUCCUGUACAGCCUGUGGAACCGUAAGUCAAUUAAACUUCUUUUCCCUAGAAAUUAUCCAGUCUCAGGUAUUUAUUUACAACAGUGCAAGAAUUGACUAAUACAGUGUAUGAGGAAAAUAGGGAGCAAAAGUUAAAUCCUGUGUGGGUGAUAUUCAGCAGCAGCAACAACAACAACAACAACAAUAACAAUAGCAGCUACUGUUUGCUGAAUACAGUCUGUGCUAGACACCAGGCUAUGGGCUUUGUAGGCAAUAUCUCAAUGAAUUCUAACAUCAACCUAUGAGGUAAAUACUAUUAUCCUCAUUUUACAGGUGAGGCUGAGUAAGGGAAGUGGGAGAAUUGAGGUUGGAUGAAGGCCUAACUCUAAAGCCUAUAUUCUUAACUGUCCCAUCUGAGGGGUUUUUGAGCAGCCAGUUGGAGGAAAGGAAGCCCCACCUGUGUUUACCUUCCCUAGGACCUAUUCUGCCUCCUUGUCUAAAGAGAUGUGCCUGCUCCCAGGUGUGUUUAGCCCCGUGUGGGCUCAGCUGGGUCACCUUGUGCUUUGAAACAAGAUAGCACUGAGGGGCUCCUGCUGCAACUGGCUCCCAGGGCAGACAGGGGCAGAGGCCCCACUUCCCUGGGCAUUGGGGUGACAGAUGUGGCCCUGGGGCAAGAGGUGACAAAGAUCUUCCAUCAUCACCCCAACAAUUCCAACAUAGUGACAGCCCCAGACUGCUAGAAAAGCCAACCCACAUGGAGGCGAGAUAAAAUCCAGAGGGCUCAGAAACAUUUCAACAAAUGCUAGUAUCAGUCUCCCCAAUACAGCUCUGUCAGCAGGAAGGGAGAAUUCUGCCAGCAUGCAUGGGGCACACUUUUUGGCACAAGGGACCUUGUUGCUAAGCAACAGUAGUUGGCCUCCCCUCCUCCCCAUAACCUUUUCCUCUGUUUCUGUGUUUCCAGUUAGCAGAUGGGAGGGGCUGGGGUUGCCUAGCCCAGCCCAGCCCUUGUGCUCCUUUCCUGCAACAAGGGGCCUAUUCAUGGGUCCUGAGCAGGGUUCAUUGUCUCUGUGGCGCGUGUCUGUGUGAGUGUUGGAGUAGGGAUACAGGGAGGGGCCAUGUGUGAACCAGGGAGACCUCAUCUUCCAACCAAGCUUGCUGGGCUAGGUUUAAUCAAUGCUGGCCUGAGAACAGGAGCAGAACGCUGCCUAGUAGACCCUGAGGCUUUACAACAGUGUCACUGACCCUUAUGAGCCUGAUGCUGGAUGACCAAGCCCCUGUGGAGGCCCAGUAUGCAGAGGAGGGCCCAGGAUCUGGGAUCUUCAGAGCAGAGCCUGGAGACCAGCAGCAUCCCAUUUCUCAGGCGGUGUGCUGGCGCUCCAUGCGACGAGGCUGUGCAGUGCUGGGAGCCCUGGGGCUGCUGGCUGGUGUGGGUGUUGGCUCCUGGCUCCUAGUGCUGUACCUGUGUCCUGCGGCCUUUCAGCCCAUUUCUGGAAUCUUGCAGGAUGAGGAGAUAACUUUGAGCUGCUCCGAGGCUGGUGGUGAGGAAGCUCUGCUCCCUGCACUUCCCAAAACAGUAUCUUUCAGAAUAAACAGCGAAGACUUCUUGCUGGAAGUGCAAGUGAGGGAUCGGCCACGCUGGCUCCUGGUCUGCCAUGAGGGCUGGAGCCCCGCCCUGGGGCUACAGGUCUGCUGGAGCCUUGGGCAUCUCAGACUCACUCACCACAAGGGAGUAAACCUCACCGACAUCAAACUCAACAGCUCCCAGGAGUUUGCUCAGCUCUCUCCUAGACUGGAAGGCUUCCUGGAGGAGGUGUGGCAGCCCAGGAACAACUGCACUUCUGGUCGAGUUGUUUCCCUCAGAUGCUCUGAGUGUGGAGCGAGGCCCCUGGCUUCCCGGAUAGUCGGCGGGCAGGCUGUGGCUCCUGGGCGGUGGCCGUGGCAGGCCAGUGUGGCCCUGGGCUUCCGGCACACGUGUGGGGGCUCUGUGCUGGCGCCACACUGGGUGGUGACUGCUGCACACUGUAUGCACAGUUUCAGGCUGUCCCGCCUGUCCAGCUGGCGGGUGCAUGCGGGGCUGGUCAGCCACAGUGCCGUCAGGCCCCACCAGGGGGCUGUGGUGGAGAGGAUUAUCCCACACCCCCUCUACAGCGCCCAGAAUCAUGACUACGACGUCGCCCUCCUGCGGCUCCGGACCCCUCUCAACUUCUCAGACACCGUGGGUGCUGUGUGCCUGCCAGCCAAGGAGCAGCAUUUUCCAAAGGGCUCGCAGUGCUGGGUGUCUGGCUGGGGCCACACCGACUCCAGCCAUACUUACAGCUCGGACAUGCUCCAGGACACGGUGGUGCCCCUGCUCAGCACUCAGCUCUGCAACAGCUCCUGCGUGUACAGUGGAGCCCUCACCCCCCGCAUGCUUUGUGCUGGCUACCUGGACGGAAGAGCUGAUGCGUGCCAGGGAGAUAGCGGGGGCCCCCUGGUGUGCCCAGAUGGGGACACUUGGCGCCUGGUGGGGGUGGUCAGCUGGGGGCUUGGCUGCGCAGAGCCCAGUCACCCAGGUGUCUACGCCAAGGUAGCUGAGUUUCUGGACUGGAUCCAUGACACUGUUCAGGACUCCCUCCUCUGAGUCCGGCUGUUUCCUCCAGUCUCACUGCGCACGGCCACCUCAUGCUUCCUGGGGCCUCUAGCAGCUCCACUAACAGAGGAGGGGCAGCAGCCUCCGAUGCCGAACGCAUGGACCUCCUACUACUGUGCGUGAGGAACAGUCACCACCCUCUGGCCAGCCACCCAGCCACCAGGUCUCUCCUCUUGGGCCCUGAUCUCAGAGUCCUCUUUCUCACUAGAGACUCAAUGACAGAAGAGAGGCUGGGGCUGGGUUGGGAGUACUGUGGUUGCUGAGGGAUGAGGGGAAAGAGGAGAGAGGUAGGAGCUGGAGAUGAAGAGGCUGCUGGAAGCAGCAGGAAGCCUACCCUUUUUCUGCCCUCUCCCCUCCCUGCCCUUGUGUGAGUCUUCUGGGAGGGUGCUGGGAGGUGCCCCCAGUCCUGCCUUUUCCCUGUGCUCUCAGGUGGGCUAAGUGCCUCCCUAGAGGACUCCAUGGCUGAGAGGCUCCUGGGCAGAUGGGGUCAAGGCUGGGCCAGCCCAGAUGAAGCCUACAGGAGUCAGGACCCUCUCCACUCCCCUUCCUGUUCUCACCUGGCUCUGGCUGGCCCUGUAUGGGGUGGGUGCACUGGAAAACAAGAAGGUUGGAGUUGGUCUAGGACAUUGAUUUUAAAUGACAGUUCUGUGAACUGGUCCAAGGAGUUCUGUUAUUAAAGUGAUAUAUGGUCUUGGUCCA
Chlorocebus sabaeus (green monkey) is the source of this 5647-nucleotide messenger RNA. It is a transcript of the gene TMPRSS5, whose product is annotated as transmembrane serine protease 5. Gene Ontology annotation, molecular function: serine-type endopeptidase activity. Gene Ontology annotation, cellular component: membrane. Gene Ontology annotation, biological process: proteolysis. NCBI's taxonomy places the organism in Eukaryota, Metazoa, Chordata, Mammalia, Primates, Cercopithecidae. The record is from RefSeq and is a predicted model, not a curated record.